This is a messenger RNA of Ophidiomyces ophidiicola, 279 nucleotides long. It is a transcript of the gene GNG1, whose product is annotated as Guanine nucleotide-binding protein subunit gamma. Gene Ontology annotation, cellular component: heterotrimeric G-protein complex. Gene Ontology annotation, biological process: G protein-coupled receptor signaling pathway. Gene Ontology annotation, molecular function: G-protein beta-subunit binding. Bases 1 to 279 code for a protein of 92 amino acids. Lineage: Eukaryota; Fungi; Ascomycota; Eurotiomycetes; Onygenales; Onygenaceae. The record is from RefSeq and is a predicted model, not a curated record. The transcript is spliced from 3 exons.
AUGCCUGCCGCUUACGAAAACUUGCGACCUAGGGGGGAUGGGAGAAAUAAUCGCCAGAAUAUGGCCGAAUUGAAGCUCAGACGAUUGAAUGAGCUCAAUGCGCGAUUGAAGGAAGACCUAGAAAGGCCGAGAGUAAAAGUUACUGAGGCUUCAAUGUCCCUCAUCAACUACUGCAACAACACGCGAGAUUUUAUGGUACCAUCAGUGUGGGGCCAGGUUGAGAAACGAGAAGAUCCCUACACGCCUCAACAAUCCGCUGGCUGCUGUAUAAUAAUGUAG